Messenger RNA from Ambispora gerdemannii, 1476 nucleotides. NCBI's taxonomy places the organism in Eukaryota, Fungi, Glomeromycota, Glomeromycetes, Archaeosporales, Ambisporaceae. The record is from the annotation of a GenBank genome assembly.
AUGUCCGGACAAAUUACCGGAGAGAUAUCGUCAAAAAGUGACAGGUUUUUGUCGGCGGUUGUGCCUAUGUCGCCUGGGUCUCCUGCACGAACAAUAAAAGCUGCCACCACCACCAACAAUAUUGAAACUCCACGAAGGAGGAGAAUAGUGGAGUAUGGUGACAGAUAUAUUCCAAUAAGAACCCAUGAUAUCGUAUCAGAUUUUCAAAGGCUAACAGUUCCAAACACUCCACAAGGAAAAAAACGAAAAAUCGCUUCUUUGAUCGAGGAAGAAGCUCAACAAGAAGAAGACGACCGUAUCUACCGAGCGGUCCUAGAAUCAACAAUGUUCCCCUACAAAGACACAAAUGACGACAUCAUUCGUCGAAUAAAUUCUGCGUCUAAUUCCCCCUCGAAAGGGCUACUGACUUACCGAUCGCCGUCAAGAAAACAUCAUCGUAGUAUUGAUACGCCGUAUCGUGAUGCAUAUUCGGUGAGUCCGUUGACGUGGCCAGCUCAACAACUUAUGACUAGUCCGCGGAAACCCCCACGAUAUAUUAGCAAGUUCCCUUAUAAGGUUCUCGACGCUCCUGAACUUCAGGAUGACUUUUAUCUGAAUUUGGUCGAUUGGUCGUCAACGAAUGUUUUAGGUGUUGGUCUUGGAACAUGCGUUAUCAAGCUGUGUGAUUUAGGGGCAAAUCAAAAUGACAACGUGACAUCAGUAAGCUGGAUGCCAACAGGUACUCAUAUUGCUGUUGGGACGAAUAACGGCCCGGUAGAAAUUUGGGAUAUCCAAAAAAACAAAAAAAUACGAAAAAUGACUGGACAUGACCAAAGAGUUGGUGCGUUGGCAUGGAAUGGAUAUGUUGUCAGUACAGGCAGUCGCGAUAGGACUAUAUAUAACAGAGAUGUACGGGUUCCCAAUGACUAUACUGAAGUCUUAACUGCACACAAACAAGAAGUUUGCGGACUAAAAUGGAAUCCUGAAGGAACUCAACUGGCUAGCGGCGGAAACGACAACAGACUUCUAGUUUGGGAACGCACUCAAACUGUUCCUCUUCAUAAAUGGAAACAUCACACGGCUGCAGUGAAAGCAAUCGCUUGGAGUCCUCAUUCACAUGGGAUUUUGUCUAGCGGUGGAGGAUCGCAAGAUAAACAUAUCAGAUUUUGGAAUACUAUUACGGGUGAAGCGCUGGAUAGCCAUGAUACUGAGUCUCAGGUGUGUAAUCUUGCUUGGUCAAAACACGCAAACGAACUUGUCUCCACUCAUGGCUACUCUCAAAACCAAAUCAUUCUUUGGUCAUACCCUUCAAUGGAACAACUGGCUGUGCUAAAAGGCCACACUCUUCGCGUACUAUAUCUCUCUGUAUCACCCGAUGGUCAAAACAUUGUUACGGGUGCUGGGGACGAAACUCUUCGAUUCUGGAAUGUAUUUAAUAAUGGAAAGAAAGAAAAGAAACGUGAAUCAAAAUUUGACAUUCGUACACAGAUCCGCUGA